Limulus polyphemus (Atlantic horseshoe crab) is the source of this 587-nucleotide messenger RNA. Its product is annotated as glutathione S-transferase 1-like. Lineage: Eukaryota; Metazoa; Arthropoda; Merostomata; Xiphosura; Limulidae. The record is from RefSeq and is a predicted model, not a curated record. The transcript is spliced from 3 exons. Gene Ontology annotation, biological process: glutathione metabolic process. The coding region runs from base 17 to 487 and encodes 156 amino acids. Gene Ontology annotation, molecular function: glutathione transferase activity.
GAAGUAUUUGAACUUAAUGAAAGAUUUUUUAUGCAACAGCCGGGCGAUCAUGCAGUACAUGGUGAAUAAGUACGCUCCUGACAGCUACCUAUAUCCUAAGGAUCCCAAACAGAAGGCGAUAGUUGAUAGGUUGUUGUACUUUGAUAUGGGCACGAUGUUCAAAUCCAUGAGAGAAGUUUAUUACCCCCAAGUUUUCAAAGGUGAAGUUCCAGAUCAGGAAAAGGAACAAAAUUUUAAAACUGCUUUGGGAUACCUAGAAGGAUAUCUGGAAAAGUCAACAUACGUGGCUGGAGACAAGCUUACUCUGGCUGACAUCUCCAUAAUAGCUUCACUCUCAAUGAUGGAUGUACUGGAUUAUGAAUACGGCAGUUAUCCUAAAAUCUCUGUCUGGAUGGCCAAAGUUAAAGAAGAAAUUCCAGACUAUAAAACUACGAAUGACGAACCUAUUCAAGCAUUCAAGGCCUGGGUGAAGUCUAAACAAACAUAGUAAAGAUGUCGUUCAACUUAGAACGUUAAAGUGAUUUACUGUAAGGGCCAUUGAAAUAAUAAUAAUAAUAAUAAAUGUAUGUGGACAUUUUUUGCAAACA